Pseudoliparis swirei is the source of this 7081-nucleotide messenger RNA. RefSeq names its product zinc finger protein 281a (gene znf281a). The record is from RefSeq and is a predicted model, not a curated record. Gene Ontology annotation, biological process: regulation of transcription by RNA polymerase II. Bases 132 to 2570 code for a protein of 812 amino acids. Gene Ontology annotation, molecular function: DNA-binding transcription factor activity, RNA polymerase II-specific; RNA polymerase II cis-regulatory region sequence-specific DNA binding. The transcript has 7 exons. NCBI's taxonomy places the organism in Eukaryota, Metazoa, Chordata, Actinopteri, Perciformes, Liparidae.
GAACAAUGUUUUGGCUUUAGGCAUUGAAACGGACCGCUGAGGGUGAACUACACGAGCCAAAAUAGCAGGUCAUGGUCCUGCAGCGGAUGACACUGAUUGCCAACCCAUAAUUUUCCUGCCCGCCAGCAUCCAUGAUGAACAUCAUUCAAGACAAACUAGGCAAUGAAUACUUGCGCUCCAACGGGAGCAUGGACUCCAAUUUUGGCUCCGGCAUGUUAAUGUUCAGCCACCUCCCUCCGGUGACCAGCUUCACCCGGCUGGCCGCCCACUCCGUUAUGCAGGACCUUCCACCUCAAGAAGUGAUCUUGAAGAAGGAGCGGGACUCGCCUGACUGCAGCAUGGGUUACCAGGGUGGCCGCAUGGGGUGUGCGGGGCUAGGAGACUAUGUUCACACCAUGGGCAUCAAGCAGGAAAAGCUGUCGGAGCACGAUUAUCGCCUGCCGGUUUACCCCGGAGGGCUGGGGAAGAGCACCGAGCUGCUGGAGGUGACCGUCAGCAACAACCAGGGCCUGCUGGUGCAUGACCCCAACAUGGGCAAUCUGCCCAGUCAGUUAGGAAAGGAGCCCACUGGGAGAAAAGGCCGAAGGUCAAAUGGUGAUGGACAGCAGGGCAAACCAAGAAAGAAGAGAAACGAGGCAACGCAAUCAAUGAUGCUGGAUGCAGAUGGGAGCAGCCUGUCUCCGGGGACAAAGCCUCACAUCUGUGAGCACUGCGCCGCGUCCUUCAGAAGCUCUUAUCACUUACGCAGACACGUUCUCAUACACACAGGUGAAAGACCCUUCAGAUGCAAUCAGUGCAACAUGAGUUUCAUUCAGAAAUACCUUCUUCAGCGACACGAGAAAAUCCACAGUGGAGAGAAGCCAUUCAGCUGUGACCAGUGCAACAUGCGUUUCAUUCAGAAGUACCACAUGGAGAGGCAUAAGAGGACUCACAGCGGAGAGAAGCCGUACAGAUGUGAGACAUGCCAACAGUAUUUUUCUAGGACAGACCGACUGCUUAAGCACAAGCGAACCUGUGGAGACGCCAUAAAGAAGGGUCUGGAUCCUGGGAUGAUGGACCUGGGUUGUGUAGACAUGGGACAUGGCAGCUAUGGAAUCACUCAGGGAAAUGUUGGGAGCACUGGGAGAAAGAGGGGACGGUCCAAAAAUACUGGAGAGGGAGGGGAGCGCAAGAAGAAGAAGGGGGAUGGAGGAGGGUUGAGGGUACCGCAUAUUCACGGGGCUCCACCUGAAGGCUACAGCAUCCAUGAUUACUCUCUGGAGACUCAAACGGUAUCGUCCUCGACUGAGCCGGGGCCCAGCAUGCAGCAGGGCCACCACGGCCGGGCCCCAAAGAUGGCGUUCAAGAAGGCUAAUCGUAAGAGCCUGGAUAAAGUGGUUCUGGCGCAGGGCAAAGCGGGCCCGUUGGCGCAGAACGGCAUGGACGGUCUGGGCCUCAUGCACGCCCCCGGGGCUAAAGCGGGGCCCGCCACCAGCAGCAACUACGACGACGCCAUGCAGUUCCUCAAGAAGCGCCGCUACCUUAACGCGGCAAACGGCGCAAACUCAUCGGGGCCGCUGGCGGCGGGAGGAUCCGGCGGCGAGUACGACGUCGGCCUCGGCCACUUGUCUUCCCAGCAAUCCGUCAUUCAGGGCGUCGUCUCCAGCGUGAUGGACGGCGACGCGCCUCUGAGUCUCGACAAGUCCGGGAUCCCCGACGAGGUGCUGCAGAGCCUCCUGGACCACUACACCCAGAAGCCCGACGGCUCGCACCACGACGUUCACUUCGACAUCGGCGAGCACCACGCGGAGCUGCAACACGGCUCGGCGGACUGCGCCGACAUCGGCCACAACGGCGACGCCUCCGGGCCGUCUGGGGACAAGACGGUCAUGAUGCACGAAUACUCCCGCUUCCUGCUGCAGGCCCUGGAGCGCACCAGCCACAGCGCCGGCUUCCCCCUGGGCCUCGGGCCUCCCGCCUCCGGACCGUUCGCCAGCUCCCACCCGGGGAACCCCCUCUACGCCGACAAGAACAUUUACACGGCGUCCCCGAUGGAGUGUGGCUUCGGCCAGCCGGUGGCCUCGCCGUCGUUGCCCUCCUCUGUGCCAAAGUCUCACUUUGCGAUGCUGACGGGAUCCUCGCCGCAGCACGGCUUCCACCUGAGCGGCCUUGAGGCCUCCGCACACCAGCAGCUCACCCCUUCUCAGGAGCUCACCGACCAGGUGGAGAAGCAACACUCCUCCACGCCCCCUUCCUCCUACCAGAUCAGCCCGUCUGACCUGAGCACCCAGAAGGACCAACCGCCGAUCAAGAAUGGUACGGUGGUCUACCCGCUGGCCUCCUCGCAGGAUUUAGCCUCUCUGGACUCUUCCAAGCCUUCCUACCAGAUAGAAAACUUUGCCCAGGCCUUUGGCUCCCAAUUCAAGUCAGAUGGCCGCGGCCUGUCUUAUGCCACUGACUCCAGCGGGGAGGUGGACCACAGGAUACGGACUCCUGUGUCUGAAUUCUCAGGGUAUAGUAGUUUGUUAUCUGAUGUCAAUGAGUCAGUAAGUACAGGUUCCAAAACUACAACAAGCCAAAGCUACAGAUGAGAGCCUGAGAGGGAGAGAACACGUUGAAUUGGAUGUUCUCAUUUUUAUUUUUUAGUGCUUCUAUUUUAUUGUUAUUGUUAUUGUUAUUAUUAUUAUUAUUAUUAUUGUUGUUUUUCUAAGUGACAUCUUUGUAAUUAUACUGAUCCUGUUUUUGUGCCCACUCCUCUUCCGACAAUAAGCCCACAGGGCUUCCUGCAAAUGCAAUUUUUUUUAAAGUAUGUUAUUAAGUUAAAUAUGUAUUUACUGUUUGUUCUUGUCAUUUUAGUGGCAUUAGGUCUGGUCAUAAAUCAUGAACUGAAAGUACUUUUUAUAUAAGUGUAGCGUAGUACGGGACACAUUUCUUUUACGAGCUACGGUGUUUGAGCAAUCAACUUUACAAUAGUGAAAUAGUUAUGAAAAUAACCAUGAUGGCAGGGACUAGCCCAGAGUUGAAAUAGCAAAAAAAUAAAUUAAAAAAAAUGUAUCUGUUGUCUGUUACAAGGUUUAAAGUAUUACUCAGGAAAAAGUGGAAAAGGAGAAGCCUACGAGGUGCAGUGAGCGCUCUUUUCAGAAGUUUAAGUUUGUGACUUCCAAGAGGAUUUUUCUUAUGUUUUAUUACUUGUUGAAUGAGUGUGACGUGAACAGACUGCUGCCAGCUCACCUGAGCACUGAAAACACUUUCUACUUGGCUAUAUAGAGAUUAUGGUACUUUCGUGUCAAUGUGAAACUCAUGUUUUCUUCAAUAAGGGCCAUAUAUAUAUAUAUAUCUAUAUAUAUAUCUAUAUAUAUAUUUAUAAGAAUAUAUAUUAAUGUAAAAUAACAGAUUUAAUCCUUCUGGGGAACUGCCAGUUGAAGUCGAGGAAGACGGAGGGCUGGUUCAGGGGUAAAUGUUGUCCGUGGUAUAUUUUUGGAGAACAAAAGUGACGUCGGGGCUUUUCUUUGGCCAAUAGAGGUUGCUGUUGGUCAGCGAUGGAACGGCCUUCCCCUCGGCCGGCCCUCUGCUUCUUCCUCAGUUCUCUUUUUUUUCUUCUUUUCUUUAAAAGAAUCCAGUUAGCACUUUGAGCCGUUUUCUUACGUUGCGUAAAGUACCCUGUCGGGUCGAGGAAGCUCAAACUUCAGGAAUGGACUGGCUUUCUGGCGGAGACGUGUCGUCGUUCGGGCAUAUGCAGACGGGUCUCUGGGUUGAUGAUAUUCUGGGUGUAUGAUGUGGAAACCCUUUGUUUGGGUGGCAUGGUUUCUAUGGGGACGGUGGGAGGGCGGGUUGAUAAGCGAAAGUGGGAUUUUUCAAGAACAUUUUCCCUUUCUCCUUACUUUGAGGGAGGGAUUCGAUUGGGCGGGCGUUCGGGCGGGCUUUUAAAAUACAGUACAUUGAAUUGGGAAAAUGUAAAUGUAUUUCAAACCUCUAGAUUUAGUUUUGACUUGUUACCCAACGUAGAAGCUUUGCUUUCUUAUUGAAUUUGAUGACAAAUGUGUUAGUGAUCAAGUAUUUCCUUCAGCUGUUACUGAGAGGCAGCCCUAUGCAUAAUGAGCAAAAAGGUGGCUGACCCAAAAAAUGUGUAUGCGUUUAGAUAUUUUACGUCUGCUGGCAGUACCAAGCGUAUUUGUCCCGUUAGAAAUUGGGUGCCUAUUCCUGAGAAGUGCAGGCUGCAAGAUAUUGUCUAGUAAGUGUAAAUGUAAUUUCUUGCUGAUUUUUAAAUGUAUUUAUGUACAAUUUUUUUUGUAACGGCAACAAUAAGUACGCUGUCUUCCAGAGCUACAACUGGCCUUGAGUGCUAGAACGGAUAUCGCUCUGCUGAACGAGUCGUUGACCCCUUUACGCCCCGGUGGCCUCUUUGAAGCAAUCAUGCAGCGCGGCCGAGUGAACGCAGCGCUGUAAUAUCUUAAAUAUGUUGCCAUGCUGAAUAACGGCCGAGGCGGUUGGAAAGGGUUCGCCUCGCAUAUACCUCAUAUCACAGUAAUCCAGGUUAAAAGAGUGAAGGGUUUGAUGUAUGUGGCAGAGAUGCUGUUUGUAUAACCAUGUUUCUUUUUGUGCAACUAGUUUUGUGGACAUGACAUUUCUGUGACCCCCUAAGACGUCGUUGCUUCAGGGUUCCUGUAAAGUCUUAUGCCAACCAGUGUUCAGUCCCUUCAGUUCGGCCGACUCUCCUCCACAUCGAAUUCGCCAUGUUGUUUCGAUAUGCUUAUUGUUUACAAAAAAUGUACAAAACACUACAUCUUACUCCACUGAAAUCUGACUCCUGUAUACAUUUUAUUUUACUCUUAUUUCUUUCCCCCCCCCUUUUUUUUGUUAUCACCGCCAAAUUUUGUAGCUGAUAUCUUCCAUUUUUAUGUUCUUCCAGCUUCUUGUGACACGUUUCACAAGACGACUUGUCCAAUGAAUUUAAAACUGAUUCGGGAGAAAACAAUAAAAAAAAAAUACUGUUAUCAAGAGCCGUGUUUGUCCUCCUAGGCAGGAAGUGGUGUUGAUGCGUGUUUAUCUUUGGGGGUUUAAUUCACUGCACGCCGCCAGUCGGCCUCUUCUUCCCUCUGCGUGUCUGUUACCGGAGCUCAAUGUGGCUCAUGCAGGGUUUGUACGGUCAUGGAAAACCUGGAAAAGUCAUGGAAUUUUAAAAUGGUCAUUUCCAGGCCUGGAAAAGUCAUGGAAAAAACUUAAAUCAUAAAAGUUUGGGAAAAGUCAUGGAAAUUGUUAUAAUCACAUGUUCAUUAACGCCAGAGUUUGAAAUAAUUAAUGUUUUUUUAAAGAAAGACGCUCAAGAUAUAAGCCGGCGUACGCUCUCAAUACGCACAAUUUUCAAAAAUGUUCAUGUUUAUACCGAGAUUUCAGUUUGGUCAUGGAAAUUUGGUUUAAAGUCAUGGAAAUCCAUUGGUCAAAAUGUGUAAGAACCCGGCUCAUGGUGUUGGUGCACACAAGAUGGUUCAAAUAGCUUCAGUGCUUUUCUAGAAAUGGCGCCAGCCUUUGACCAGGUGUGUUUCUGUCGCUGCGUUUGAUUGAUCAGGAUAACAUGGACUUUAGCUUCAUUGUGUUUCCAGGCAUUCUGGGAUGAAAAUAAAUGUAGCUUCUUUUUUUUAAGACUCUGGCUUAAUGGACUGGUUUCUGUUGAUUCAUUUAAAAUCACAUGGCACCUCAUCACACUGGUCUGUGAGCUGAUGUUUCAGGAUGCAGCACGAAUACUAAAACAUCCUUGAUGGAUCGCCCUGCUCCUUUUUUUCUUCUUUAAAGAGUAAUACAGUGAAUGUUAGUGGUUGGGUAAACAAAAGUUAUGCGAGCAAACCAUUGGGGAACUAGAACGGGCACUCGGAAGAGCGCAUACCUUCGCAUAUCAUAAGAUUGGGCAUUAAAUUAUGAACAUUUUGGCAUUAGUUGCAUGCCAAUUGGAUAAAAAUUGACCGCGAUGGUAAAAAGAACGAGUUUUACCUUUUCAUGACCUUGACCUUUGGCCCGAUCGAUCCCAAAAUCUAAUCAAAUGGUCCCUGGAUAAUAACUAAUCAUCCCACCAAAUUUCAUGCGAUUAGGUUUAAUACUUUUUGUGUUAUGCGAAUAACACGCACGCAUACAAAUAAAUAAACGGCGAUCAAAACUUUACCUUCCGCAUUUUCAAUGCAAAGGUAACUAGAAUGGGCACUAGGUAGAGCGCAUACCUUCGCAUAUCACAAGAUUGGGCAUUGAGUUAUGAACGUUUUGGCAUUAGUUGCAUGCCAAUUGGACAAAAAUGUAUCGUUCUAUGGUUAAAAAAAAGAUGUUGACCUUUCCAUGACCUUGACCUUUGACCCGAUUGAUCCCAAAAUCUAAUCAAAUGGUCCCCGGAUAAUAACCAAUCAUCCCACCAAAUUCCAUGUGAUUCAAGAAGAUUUGACCUGUUCAUGACCUUUGACCUUGACCUUUGACCCGAUCGAUCCCAAAAUCGAAUCAACUGGUCCCCGGAUAAUAAACAACCAUCCCACCAAAUUGCAUGCAAUUCGGUUCAAUACUUUUUGAGUUUUGCGAAUAACACGCAUACAAAUAAAUAAAUAAAUACACGGUGAUCAAAACAUAACCUUCCGGCAUUUUCAAUGCGAAGGUAAUUAGGUGAAUGCAUAUAUUAUUAAUUUGUGCUGAUGUCAGUAAAUUAUUCCGACAGUACCACUGCUUAUUAAAUCAGAAAUCGAGGGAGGAGAAAGCUGGCGUCCGAGAGUGGCCUGGAUAAAUUAAGAUAUUCUCAGGCCGCGUUAAAAGAAAUACCACAAUGUGAUUUAAGUGACUUAAUGCAAAAUAUCAGUACCCACUACCCAAACAGCUCCCAGCACUGCAACUUUGUGUUAUCAUUUAAUUUCCUUUUUAUUAUCCGUGUGUGCGGGUAAUUCGACUGCUUCCUGAAAUCUAAAAGAGAAGUCGCUUGUCCUCACGUCGGCAUGGAAAUAACCUGCGUGUGUGUUUUGCUCUCAAACGUGACUUUGCUAAUGGUUUCAUACUUUAUGUGCACACCCAACCAACCCCUGUGUGAUUCAGUGCCAUUCCAAUGUUAAGUUAAUAAAUUACUGCGUUUUCUAUUGAA